AUGCGGCGCCAUAAGCGGCGUAGGGGUGGGGGCGCGUCCAUGUCCGACUCAGACGUUGAGGCCGGCCCUACUCCUUUGCCUGCUUCUGUGCCUUUAAAACCUUCAUCGCCGGUAGCCAACAAUUCCAGUGACAGUAGCAUAAACUGCAUUCCUGAGACUCCUAACCCUUCAUCUUUAUUGAGUUGCCCACCAGCGCCAGGUGCCGAGCAGCCUACAUCUAAUAAAAAAUCUGGUUACACUAAGAAAAGUAAUUUUGAAGGUUUUGCAUGUGAUCAACUCUCUUUGACUUCUGACAUGUCGGAAGACGAAAUCCCACCAACCCCUACCCCGNAGUAUCGAGAGAUAGGAGUGGUGAAUAAAAGUUCGAAACUCCUUGACUCAACAGUGAACAACUUCCCAAGGAUGCCGUCAUGCCGAUCUGUCGCCGAAAACGGUCUAAGUAAAGGAGGCAGUGCGUCAAUGUCUGAUUCAGACGGGGACGCCGGUUCUUCUGCUCUAUCGGCUUCUGCGUCUGCGACAUCAGCGGUGCGGCCGGUGCCGAGAACUCCUCACAAGCAGCCAAGACGAUCUCAGGCUGAUCCAAACAGUCCAUCAUUGCCAGUUGCUGACAUGACAUAUCUCUGA
Messenger RNA from Hyalella azteca, 624 nucleotides. RefSeq lists its product as uncharacterized. Bases 1 to 624 code for a protein of 207 amino acids. The transcript is spliced from 2 exons. The record is from RefSeq and is a predicted model, not a curated record. NCBI's taxonomy places the organism in Eukaryota, Metazoa, Arthropoda, Malacostraca, Amphipoda, Hyalellidae.